AAAUUCUCAUAUUACCACAUCCACUGAAAAAACCCACAUUUCUCUCUCCUCUCCUCACAAGAGUAGCAACAAUGGUGCUUACCCUAUCCAACCAAUUCCUAGCAAAAAUCCCAGCAACCCCAAAAACCUUAACCCUCCCAAAAACAUCAUCUUCAACCCUCCGCCCACAAUGGAGCUGUCGGAAAUCAGACAUUCACCCAGAAUUCCGCGAGGAUGCCAAGGUCUACUGCAAUGGUGAACUGGUUAUGACAACCGGUGGGACCCAAAAGGAUUACACCGUUGAAGUUUGGUCGGGAAACCACCCUUUUUACCUCGGAAAUCGGUCGGCUCUUCUUCUUGAUGCUGAUCAAGUCGAGAAGUUUAGGAAGAAGUACGGCGAAUUGACUCAGAUUAUGGAGAUUCCUGUGCUUAAGGGUGAGAUUAUUCUUCCUCCUAAAAAGAAAAGUAAGGCCAAGAAGAAGUAAGAGGUAAGAGAGAGUGAAGAUUUCUGGGUAAUUUUAAUUGCGUUUGUUUUAGGUUUAAUUUUAUGUUUUCUGUAAAAUUUGGUUUGUGUAAUGUUGGUAAAUUUGGGUAUUGAUUUUGGUUAUGAAAAUAUGAAAUGAAAUGUUUGUGUUUAUGGGUA
Molecule: messenger RNA, 622 nt
Organism: Spinacia oleracea (spinach)
Lineage: Eukaryota; Viridiplantae; Streptophyta; Magnoliopsida; Caryophyllales; Amaranthaceae
Product: 50S ribosomal protein L31, chloroplastic-like
Exons: 1
Coding region: 72-464 (130 amino acids)
Biological process (GO): translation
Cellular component (GO): ribosome
Molecular function (GO): structural constituent of ribosome
Source: RefSeq, a predicted model, not a curated record